This is a messenger RNA of Torulaspora delbrueckii, 1749 nucleotides long. It is a transcript of the gene SMN1, whose product is annotated as Smn1p. The transcript has a single exon. The record is from RefSeq and is a predicted model, not a curated record. Bases 1 to 1749 code for a protein of 582 amino acids. Gene Ontology annotation, biological process: nucleotide catabolic process. Gene Ontology annotation, molecular function: hydrolase activity. Gene Ontology annotation, cellular component: cytosol. Lineage: Eukaryota; Fungi; Ascomycota; Saccharomycetes; Saccharomycetales; Saccharomycetaceae.
AUGAGGGUUAUCGCAGCCGCUUACCUGCUGGCAGCGUCGGUUGCAGCGAUCUCACUACAACAUCCAUUUCUACAGGAAUCUGAAAAGACUACUCAUAUUAGGGACCUUAAGAUCGGUCAGUUGAAUUUCUUACAUACCACAGAUACACACGGUUGGUUGGGUUCGCACCUAUUACAACCAGACUACGAUGCAGAUUGGGGUGAUUUCGUGAGUUUCGUUAGCAGUUUCAAGAAAAACCGUUUGAAUAAGGAUCAGGAUUUACUACUCAUCGAUACAGGGGAUAAACAUGACGGAAAUGGGUUGACCGAUGCCACUAAUCCAAAUGGUGUCGAAGCAGCUCAAAUUUUCAACGAGCAGGAUUACGAUUUGAUGACUCUGGGCAAUCAUGAACUCUACAUGCCGGAGAAUAGUAUUUUGGAGUACAAUACCGCCACAUCGCACAAAUUUAAGAACAAAUACGUGUCGAGCAAUGUCGAAUUCAUCAAUGAUGAUGGUCAUACGGUUCCUUUCGGCAACAAGUAUUUGUAUUUCGAAACUAAGAACUCAAAAACCAGGGUUUUAGCAUUUUCAUUUAUGUUCAACUUCCGAAGGUUCAACAAUAGGACAAAUGUUGUUCCACCCAUGGAAGAGGUCUCUAAAGACUGGUUUUACGAAGCCACUGAAAAGUAUGAUGAGGAUAAGGUUGAUCUCGUGUUGAUCUUUGGACAUAUGCCCGUAACAGAUAUGGAAAAUCGUGAGAUGUACGAACUACAUUGCUUUAUGAGAAACAUUUAUCCCAAUACUGUGAUCCAAUACUUUGGGGGACAUUCUCACAUAAGGGAUUUUUCUGUAUUUGAUGAAAGAGCUACCGGAUUACAAAGCGGGAGGUUUGCUGAAACUGUGGGGUUCCUUUCUAUCGACAAUGUCACUAGCGAAACUCCCUCAUUCUUCAGACGAUACAUUGAUUUCAACAAGAGAUCGUUCAAGCACCACAUUGGGAAAAACUCAGCAGAACUCAAGUCUUCUAAGGGCCGCAAGGUGUCUGACGAGUUAAGAAGUCUUCGGAAGAGACUCAAGUUGGAUGAAGUGAUUGGGUAUGUUCCAAAGACGUACUUUAUGUCUGAAAGAUCCUUGGACUCUGAGGAAAACUUGUACAAUCUAAUCAUACACAACGUUUUGCCUAGACUACAUUCAAAAAUCACAGAUACCACAAUUGGGCGCUACAUCAUGAUCAAUACUGGUGCAGUGAGAUACGAUCUUUAUAAAGGUCCCUUCACAAUUGACAGUGAGUACAUUGUUUUGCCUUUCAUGAACGAGUGGUAUUACAUGGAAUUGCCGAAUCGCAUUGCGUCGAAGAUUGCACACUAUUUGAAUAAGGGUCCCGCCAUUGCAUCAUUAGCACCGCCAAAUGUUGCUUCGUUUUCCAGAAGUACAGGAACUUGCCCAUUCAUCGAUCAACCGGGCCUUACUGAAGGGUAUACCACAGUUGAUGAUGGGGGUUGUAAAGGUGACGAUACAAAGCAUAAUUCACAAUUUGAUUACCUCACUCCUAAUGUUGUACAGCAUGUUAAGCUAGUUUCCGAGGGACCUACUGAUACCGUCCACUUCGUCUUUUAUAGUUUCCUUCAACCCAGCAUUCUCGAGGCAGUGAAUGCCAUUGUACGUGAUGAAGGUGGACAAGCAAGCUACGAUAAAUCAUCAUGUAAGGUUUACGGUGGUAAUUCCACCAAAGUACUACUUCGAGAAUAUAUAUCAGAGAUAAGCAAAUAA